Molecule: messenger RNA, 1547 nt
Organism: Drosophila arizonae
Lineage: Eukaryota; Metazoa; Arthropoda; Insecta; Diptera; Drosophilidae
Gene: Gr94a
Product: Gustatory receptor 94a
Biological process (GO): sensory perception of taste
Cellular component (GO): membrane
Source: RefSeq, a predicted model, not a curated record
UUGCUCGACUAGCAGAUGCUCUGUAACUGGCGUUGAGUUGCUUCUACACAGUUAUCCUUAUUUAUAAAUAAUCGAUAUCCUUUACUCCUUAUCCUUUACUCAAAUAACUAAAUGUUGACAUCGAUUUGAUUCGGUUUCCUUGAUAAUAACAUGUACUCAGAUAUCUAGAUUGAGUAAACUUCUGCGAGCAUAUAUCCGUCUAUGAUACCCGUAUCAACAAACAAUUAUACCUUAUUCAACACAAAGCGUUAAAGGAUAUAAUAAUAAUAAAUAAAUGUGAAUUGCCAAGUUUAGUCUCAAUCGACCUUUUAACGACAAUGGGCUUUCUAGGCAUACGUCUAUCGCGUCAGCCGAUUCAUGGCAAAGGCAAACUCGUACAUGCUUUGCUUAUUAUCCUCAUCAUUAUGUUAACGUUCUUUGGACUGUUUGCCAAUCGCUUUACGUUGCGGGGCCGACAGCGUUUCGUCUUCUCGAAGAAAAUAUUGGCAUAUGCCAUGAUGGUGACAGCGAUAUUUAUGAGCAUUUACGUAAGACAGAUAUAUAAGGAUUAUAUGAACUCAGAGCUCAAUCUACGGGAUGCUGUCAAGCUAUAUAGCUAUAUGAAUAUCACGGUGGCGACUAUCAACUUUUUCACCCAAAUGAUAAUGAGCAAAACAGCUGGCGAAAUGAUGAGCACAGUUCCCUUGUUUAAGACAUUGAACGAACUGCAUAUCGAGAGUGGAGCAAUAAGGAAGUCCGUAAUGCUGGCAUUAAUUAAAGUACUCGGAUUCCCGCUAGUUUUGGAGUUUGCUUUGGUCAUGCAACAGAGACGAAAUGAACCGGAUGCCUAUUGGACCUGGACGCUGUACAAAUUGUUUCCAAUGAUUAUAUCAAACUUUUUAAACAAUUGCUACUUCGGUGCCAUGAUCAUAGCAAAGAACAUCGCCGAAGCCGUCAAUGAUAGGCUGAAAAUGGUUGUCGACCAGGUGAAUUGUAUGCAACUGCCGAUAAAUAGAGAGCAUUAUUCGAAGUACUACUGUAUACAGAGAUACUGUACCUUAGCGGAUGAGCUUGAUGACCUGGCGAUUAAGUACAAAAUUAUAUGCGUAAAAAGUACAGAGUAUAUGGCUCUCAUGUCGCUCUCAAUAAUCCUAUCGUUAAUUUGUCAUCUGCUGGGCAUUACGGUUGGAGUUUUUAAUCAAUACUAUGGCAUAGCCGAGUCUGUCAUUGGCGGCAAGCAAUUCGAUGGAUUCGGUGCACUCAUCAAUUUAGUUUUUCUUACUAUAUCACUUCUCGAAAUAGCCCUACUGACUUAUGUGAGCAAUGAUAUCCUACUUGUAGUUCGAACCACGGGCACCUCUUUGCAAGAGAUCAAUUUACAAAAUGCCGAUUGGCGAUUUCGACAAAGUGUGCACGCAUUCGCCCUUCAAAUCAACACCAUCAAAUAUAAAAUCAAGCCCAUGGGGUUGUUCGAAAUGGAUAUAUCUCUCAUAUCCAGUGUACUGUCAGCUGUAGCCAGUUUUACGCUUAUACUGGUCCAAUCCGAUCUCUCGCAGCGGUUUAAAUAG